Thunnus maccoyii (southern bluefin tuna) is the source of this 3554-nucleotide messenger RNA. RefSeq names its product transient receptor potential cation channel, subfamily C, member 6b (gene trpc6b). The coding region runs from base 227 to 2710 and encodes 827 amino acids. NCBI's taxonomy places the organism in Eukaryota, Metazoa, Chordata, Actinopteri, Scombriformes, Scombridae. The transcript is spliced from 12 exons. Gene Ontology annotation, biological process: regulation of cytosolic calcium ion concentration; calcium ion transmembrane transport; manganese ion transport. Gene Ontology annotation, molecular function: protein binding; store-operated calcium channel activity; inositol 1,4,5 trisphosphate binding. The record is from RefSeq and is a predicted model, not a curated record. Gene Ontology annotation, cellular component: membrane; cation channel complex.
GCUGCUAGAAAACCUCCCACCGGGCGCGCAGAGGCUGCACCGUCGGCAUCAAGACCCGAGGUGGGACGCAGGUUGAGAAUAUCUGACAGGUGGACAAGAGGCUGAUAUGAGUCGGCACAGCUCUUCGCUUCUGGACGUAGUUUUGGCUCGUGACGACUUAAUGAAGUGAAAGUGAGGUCAUUUGGCGGAUCAGUCUUCUCUGAGAUGGAGCAAUGAAGGUGGAGCCAUGAUGCUGCAGCGGGUCGUGGUCAAACCCCGGAGACAAGCUUUACGGGGAGCUGGUUACCUAUUUCAUGCCCAAUCCUGCUCUACUCUUUCCAUGACAGAGGAACGUUUUUUAGAUGCCGCAGAAUAUGGCAAUGUUCCUGAAGUGAGGCGGAUGCUAGAGGAGCUGCCAGACCUCAACAUCAACUGUGUGAACUAUAUGGGCCAGAAUGCAUUGCAGCUGGCAGUUUCCAACGAACAUUUGGAGGUUACUAAGCUCCUACUUAGAAAGAAAGACCUCGCUAGAAUAGGAGAUGCUUUGCUGUUAGCCAUCAGUAAAGGCUACGUCCGUAUAGUGGAGGCCAUACUGAACCAUCAGGCCUUCGCGGACGGACAGAGGCUGAUUAACAGCCCCAGCCAGGUGGACACACAUGAUGACUUUUUCGCUUAUGACGAGGAUGGCACACUUUUCUCACACGACAUCACUCCCAUUAUUCUGGCUUCCCAGUGCCACGAGUAUGAAAUAGUGCAUAUACUUCUUAUGAAGGGGGCCCGUAUAGAGCGUCCCCAUGACUACUUCUGCCAGUGCAGGAACUGCAGCGAGCAGCAGAGGCAUGACUCUUUUAGCCAUUCACAAUCUCGCAUCAAUGCAUAUAAAGGUCUGGCCAGUCCAGCGUAUCUUUCCCUCUCCAAUGAAGACCCUGUGAUGGCAGCUCUGGAGCUGAGCAAUGAGCUUGCAGUUUUGGCCAACAUUGAGAAGGAGUUCAAGAAUGAUUACAAGAAACUGUCAAUGCAGUGUAAAGACUUUGUGGUGGGGCUCCUGGAUUUGUGUCAAAACACAGAGGAAGUGGAAGCCAUCUUAAAUGGGGACAUUGAAUCAUGUAAAAGCUCUGAAACCUUUGGCAGACAAAACCUUAUCAGGUUGAAACUUGCAAUAAAAUAUGAAGUUAAAAAGUUUGUGGCACAUCCAAACUGUCAGCAGCAACUCCUCUCCAUCUGGUACGAGAACUUGUCUGGACUACGUCAGCAAACCACAGCAGUUAAAAUCCUUCUCGUCCUUGGCGUAGCUGUCGGGUUGCCUGUCCUGGCCUUUUUAUACUGGAUAGCACCAUCAAGUAAGUUAGGGAAACUCAUGUGUGGACCUUUCCUGAAGUUUGUGGCCCAUGCAGCUUCCUUUAUGAUAUUUCUUUGCCUACUGGUCCUGAACGCAGCAGACCGUUUUGAGGGACCGUCGCUGCUGCCAAACAUGACCACCCAUGACCACCCUUCACAACUGUUUCGUAUGAAGACCACCCCCUUCACCUGGAUGGAGAUUCUCAUCAUAUCCUGGGUCAUAGGGAAAAUUUGUGAAGAAUGUAGAGACAUUUGGUCGCAGGACAUCCGGGAAUACAUCUCAGAACCCUGGAACCUUCUCGACUUUAGUAUUUUGGCCAUUUUUAUGACGUCCUUCAUGGCCAGAUUAAUGGCUUUCUGGCAUGCGUACUCUGCCCAGUGUUAUGUUGACAAGCACUAUACUGACCUGUCCAACAUGACCUUGCCCUUUGAGAUACAGUAUUUCCAGCUGGCUCGAAUAGACUGGAUUCCCUCAGAUCCGCAACUUAUUUCUGAAGGCCUCUAUGCAGUUGCAGUUGUGCUGAGUUUCUCUCGCAUUGCAUACAUCCUGCCUGCCAAUGAGAGCUUUGGCCCUUUGCAGAUUUCCCUGGGAAGGACAGUGAAAGAUAUCUUUAAGUUCAUGGUGAUUUUCAUAACGGUUUUUGUGGCAUUCAUGGUGGGAAUGUUCAAUCUGUAUUCAUACUACCUCGGAGCCAAGCACAACGAUGCCUUCACAACGAUCGAAGAGAGUUUUAAAACAUUAUUUUGGGCCAUCUUUGGCUUGUCGGAAGUGAAAUCGGUGGUCCUUAACAUCGACCACAAGUUCAUUGAGAAUAUUGGCUAUGUUUUGUACGGGGUGUACAAUAUCAUCAUGGUGAUCGUCUUGCUGAAUAUGCUCAUUGCCAUGUUUAACAGCUCCUUUCAAGAAAUUGAGGAUGAUGCUGAUGUUGAGUGGAAGUUUGCUAGAGCGAAACUCUGGUUCUCAUACUUUGAGAAUGGCGGCACGCUGCCUGUGCCCUUCAACCUCGUACCCAGCCCUAAGUCUGUCAUUUCCUUCCUUCGGGGAACAAGGGAAUUUCUCUGGGAUGUAACUCGAGGCAAAAUCAAAGAAAAUUCAAAGAAUGAGAUGGAACUUAACAAGUUGAGGCAACAGGAAGAUCUGAGUGUGGAAGCAUCGCUUUGUCCCACCCGUCACAAAAAGAUAAUGAAUCGCCUCAUCAAAAGAUACAUCUUAAAAGCACAGAGAGAUAAAGACAAUGAUGAAGUGAAUGAAGGUGAACUGAAAGACAUCAAACAGGACAUCUCCAGUCUCCGCUACGAGCUGCUGGAAAUGGGGAACCACGAGAUGGAGACCCUGGCAGAGCUCAUCAGGCAGCUGGAUGAAGUCAUGCGUGCCCAGAAGAAACAGAGCUGAGAAGAGCAAAAGAAUGAGCUCGCUAUAUUUUCUUUAAAAAAAAUUUAAGUAUUAGAGAUGUUUUUACUGGUUAUACUGCACUCCGGGGCACUCAGUCAGGAUCAAAAGGCCCUAGGCACAGACUUAAUCCACUUUUAUGGAUGAAUCUAAUCUGAUAACACUGGAUAUUCUGUGUUUUAAAUAUUAUAAAUGGUUAACAUCCUUGAGUUUUUCCUUAGCAUUAAUAUACCAAUUUAUAGCAGAACUCAUCAAAUUCUCUGUUGCCGCCCCUGUUUCUGUACAGUUUACCACAUGGUGGCACUAAUGAAACUUUCUUCUUGUUGCACAGGCUCUGUUACACUAACAUUCACUACUGACUGAUAACAUGAUGGUGCUGCCUGUCAACAGCUGUUGAUAUGCUUUGAUUUAAAGGUGAUUUUUUUCCAUCUGGAGCAGAAACGCAGUUAAGAUAAGUGGAAAAGAAGCAUAUGUUUGUAUGUGUCAGCGACAGGUUCAUUCAGACAUGUCAUAAAGAUAAAUGAAAACCUGUUGGUAAUAUCUGCCCUCAGAGCUUUCUGUGAUUCUAAAGUUAUAAGAUAACCAUUGUUUUCAUGUAAUGUAACCAUAAAAUCACUCAACAGGACUCUAGUUUCAAUUUUCAUACAUUCACUUUUGUUAUAUUUUUUAUGUUGUGUUUUAUUAAAAUGCUGAUCAAUUAAGCAUAGCGUCUAAUGAAUAUGAACAAAAAUCAGUGCUAAUUAUCUUCACCUCAUGGGAUACAGAGGGUUUAUGGGUUUUUAAAAUCAAUACAGCAGAUGCUAUUGGGCUCUCUCACGCUGUGUGACAGAAGCAAGACAAAUGUCUG